AUGGUUCCAAGAAAGUGUCUGCUGGUGAGUUUUUGUAGAGGAAAUCGCCUGACGCCUCACCAAGGAAUUCAGUUGCAUCAAGGAGCUGCCUCCGUCACCAGUUCGUCGGUUGUCGAUGCAACUGCUGCUACGGAGGUCACUCGAGAUAUCCGAGUGAUGGUUCAGCCAGCUGGGGAAACGCGGUCAGCAGAAUUAGACACCAAAGGACUUAUUGAGACACAAACUGAGACGAAGAAAAAAAUCCAAUUCAGUGAUUUCAAAAUUCUUGAGAAACCUCUGGUGAAACAUCAAUUUAUGUUUCCUCACGAAGAAUUCUACCUUCUGUCUAAAAAAGGCAAGUUCCACAUAAUUGCUGACAAGCAGAACACAAAAGUUCGUUAUCAUUUGAAAUGUCCUUGA
Messenger RNA from Mesocestoides corti, 399 nucleotides. Lineage: Eukaryota; Metazoa; Platyhelminthes; Cestoda; Cyclophyllidea; Mesocestoididae. The record is from the annotation of a GenBank genome assembly.